Didymella exigua CBS 183.55 is the source of this 696-nucleotide messenger RNA. RefSeq lists its product as uncharacterized. The transcript is spliced from 2 exons. Bases 1 to 696 code for a protein of 231 amino acids. The record is from RefSeq and is a predicted model, not a curated record. NCBI's taxonomy places the organism in Eukaryota, Fungi, Ascomycota, Dothideomycetes, Pleosporales, Didymellaceae.
AUGGCGGCCGUCACAGCUCCCGAGCGACACCACCACCACCACCCCCACGGCCACAGCAAUGCGCCGCAGCCUGCCAUGAGCGCGCCGCAGCCUGCCAUGAGCGCGCCGCACGGCCAGAAGCGCGCGGCCGACGGCGCGCUCGACGGCGAGCAGCGUCUGAGCAAGCGCUUCGACCUGCUGAACCUUGACAGCGCCAACAGGGGCGCCCGCCUGUACGUGCCCGUGCCCAGCUCCUCGGACGCAGCAGCUGCAGCACCGCCGCUGACGGCCCCGCGCCCGCCCGCGCCCAGCAAUGCCCCCGGCCCACGGCGCAAACGCGCUCCCCGCCCGCGCGCAAGCGACGACGCGAUGCUCGUCGAAGACACGCCGCACCGCGUCUACAUCCACGACCUGGCCGCCGAGCUGAGCGACACCGACUCGGACUCGGACCGCCCCGUCUUCCUGUCCGACAUUGAAAAGCACCUGUCCAAGAUGCCGCGGCACGUGCUGCUGCCGAGGCCGCCCGCGCCCACCGAGCACAACCAGAUGGUCCUGUACAACGUGCCCGCGAGCCUGACGCUGCCCGCCGACCAGGACAGCGUGCGCAAGGCCAUUGUCGACGCCCGCCAGAGGAUACGGGAGAAGCAGGCGAGCGGGCUCUGUGUGCGUGCAGACACGGACGAGGGAGAGGACGCAGACGCGAUGGACUUGGACUGA